CGUUCUGAAGAGCGCCGAUUCCUGAGCGCCCUUCCUGGCUCCGCCCGUUGGCUACCGCCGUCCCAACUCUGUCCUCGCCAAAGUGUUUUCACCGUGGCUCAGCUCUCGCCUCCGUGCCACUUCAACUUUGAGAGCUGACCCUCAAAGACCGCCAAUGCUAGCAAGGAACUGCCUGCUGCUGUUCCUUUGGUAUCACCUUCAGGAAGGCUCGGCCUCGCCGCCACCCACCAUAGGGCCGCCCUCCUCGCCAUCGAGACCCGGCAGGAUGGCGGGGAGGGUGCGCACCAGGAGCUCGCUGGGCUCCGUCAGGAACGGCCCGGCAGGGUUCCAACGAGUUAAGAGGGGCUGGGUGUGGAACCAGUUCUUUGUGCUGGAGGAGUACAUGGGCUCUGACCCGCAGUACGUGGGCAAGCUUCACACGGACCUGGAUCAGGGCGAGAGCGUGGUUAAGUACACGCUCUCAGGCGAAGGGGCCGGCUCCAUUUUUACCAUCGACCAAACCACGGGAGACAUUCACGCCUUACGGAGUCUGGACCGUGAAGAGAAGCCUUACUACACGCUACGGGCACAGGCCGUCGACCUCAACAGCAACAAGCCUCUGGAGCCCGAGUCCGAGUUUGUGAUCAAGGUGCAGGACAUCAACGACAACGAACCCAAGUUCUUGGAGGGGCCGUAUCGGGCCACGGUUCCCGAGAUGUCACCCGUGGGGACGUACGUGACGCAGGUGACAGCCACCGACGCGGAUGACCCGACAUACGGUAACAGCGCCAGGGUGGUGUACAGCAUCCUGCAUGGACAGCCCUACUUUUCAGUGGACCCCAAAACUGGCGUGAUCAAGACGGCCUUGCCCAACAUGGACCGAGAGGUGAAGGAGCAGUACCAGGUGCUAAUCCAGGCCAAGGACAUGGGGGGCCAACUGGGAGGGCUGGCCGGGACCACCGUGGUCAAUAUCUCCCUCAGCGACGUCAACGACAACCCGCCCAGGUUCUCCAAAAGUUUUUUCCACUUGCGCGUUCCCGAAUCUUCGGCGGUGGGCUCGGCGGUGGGCAGAAUCAAGGCCCACGACUUGGACGUGGGCAGGAACGCCGAAGUGGAGUACACCAUCGUGCCGGGCGAUGGGGGCGCCAUGUUUGACAUCACCACCAAUGCGCACAAUCAAGAUGGCGUCAUCAUUCUCAAGCGGCCACUGGACUAUGAGAGCAAGAAGGCGUACACCUUCAAGGUGGACGCCUCCAACGCUCAUCUGGACCCCAGAUUCCAAACCUUCGGGGCCUUCAAAGACACGGCGACGGUGAAGAUUAAUGUCCUGGAUGUGGACGAGCCCCCGGUGUUCAAUAAGGCCGCCUACGUGAUGGACGUGUACGAGGACACACCGGCGGGCACCAUCAUCGGAGCUGUGACGGCUCAGGAUUUGGAUGCCGGCAGCAGUCCAGUCAGAUACUCCAUCGACUGGAGGAGCGACCCGGACGGCUAUUUUGACAUCGACCCGGUGGAGGGAACCAUCUCCACCAACGAGAUGCUGGACAGGGAGAGCCUGGCCUGGCACAACAUCUCCAUCGUGGCCACCAAGCUGAAUAGUCCGGUUCUGACCAGCCGGGUGGCCGUCUCCGUCCACGUGUUGGACAUCAACGAGUUCCCGCCUGAACUCGCCAGCCCCUACGAGAGUUUUGUGUGCGAAAACGCCAAAAUGGGACAGGUGAUUCAACUGUUCAGCGCAAAGGAUCAAGAUCUGCCCAACGCCGGACAGCGGUUCUCCUUCAAAGCAACAAAAGAUGAAGUCCGAAACAGGAAUUUCACCAUCAGAGACUUUGGAAACAACACGGGCGGAAUCGUGACCAAGCGAGGCGGGUUCCGCCGACGCUCACAGGAGAUCUUCCACCUGCCUGUGGUGAUCGAGGAUAACGGUUACCCGUCCAAGAGCAGCACAGGAACCUUGACCAUCCGAGUGUGCGGCUGCGCAACCGACGGAUCGCUGCUGACGUGUAGCGCCGAGGCUGUUUUCCUACCCGUGGGCCUGAGCACAGGCGCGCUCAUCGCCAUCCUCCUGUGCAUCGUCAUCCUGCUGGUCAUCGUGGUCCUCUAUGUGGGCCUGAAGCGGCAGAAGAAGAAGGAGACGCUGAUGUCAUCCAAGGAGGACAUCCGGGACAACGUGAUCCACUACGACGACGAAGGCGGCGGCGAGGAGGACACGCACGCCUUCGACAUGGGGACGCUCCGCAACCCCAAAGUGGUCAAAGACAACCUGUUCCGCCGGGACGUCAAGCCGGAGGUCAAGCGGGGACCCAGGGGGCCCCCCUCCAAGGACAGCGCCGACAUCCGGGCCUUCAUCAGCCAGCGGCUGAAGGAACACGACGGCGACAGCUCGGCGCCGCCGUACGACUCGCUCGCCACUUACGCCUACGAGGGCGACGGCUCGGUGGCUGAGUCACUCAGCUCCAUCGAAUCGUUGGCCGUCGACGCUGAGGAGGACUACGAUUACCUCAACGAGUGGGGGCCCCGCUUCAAGACACUGGCGGGAAUAUUCGGGGAGCACUCGGAAGCCCGCUCGGACUCCACCAACACGGAGCAUUGAGGCCGCUGCCAGCAAACCUUGUUUUGUCGCUGGACACGUUAGGACAUAGUCAGAGAGGAGAUCGAAAAGUCACACUGCCCAGCUUUUUGGAAUCUAGUCACGGGUAUCGGACGCCGGCAUAAAAGUCACGCAGUGUCAGGAAAACAGUUGGGCGAGACGUGCUCCCGAAGCCCCUCCCCCUAGUAAGGAGGCCGCGGGACAGUAAUCCGCCAGUUGUAGUCCGUGUAGUUUGCUUGCCAUGUCGUUGCCGGUGUAAUUGCUUCGACUUGACAGUUUGCCUCAAGUCAGCGGUGCGGUUCCACAAAAAUAUCUUUUUCCUGACGUGUGAUGACUUUUGUCUGACAUCUCGACACCGUAACUUGACAUCUCUGUUUGGGAGACUUUUCUCAUCUUCUGUCUAACACCCUGAGGAUGUCCUGAAACAUCUUUCCAUCUUUUUCUUCCGUUCUGUCCUUGACGUUGUUUUCAUGACCCGUCCCAUAAUUGUAAAAAAAAAAAAAUGGCGAGAGCGUAGAGCGACGCGGUCAGUUCAGUCUGAAUGUUGUUGACGUGUAUCCGUGGAGAUGAUGUCAUUUCCGUGAACAUCUUCCAAAGUGCCUCAAUAGAAGAUUUCACGCCACGCGAGCGAAACGACCGACGACGUCACUUCUGUGGCCACCGUCAGGCCAAAGAUGUUUUGAAUGUUAUUUAUCCUUCUAUUUAUUGAUUGGCUCUUUGAUUUGCUUGUGUAUUUAUCUAUUUAUCUCAUACUAUUUUUUUAUUUUUGGGGGGGCAAACGCUUUUUGUAAUGAAGUGGAUGUUCCAGUUGGGUGGGUUGUGUCCGUAGACAUGAACUAGACUUGUUUAAAUAAAAAAAAAUUAAAAAAAAGAGAGACAGACUUUAGGGCUAAAAUGGGCACCUCUGUCAUGUUCUAAACACAUUUUUCUUAAAUA
Molecule: messenger RNA, 3505 nt
Organism: Syngnathus typhle (broad-nosed pipefish)
Lineage: Eukaryota; Metazoa; Chordata; Actinopteri; Syngnathiformes; Syngnathidae
Product: cadherin-12-like
Exons: 11
Coding region: 155-2572 (805 amino acids)
Biological process (GO): cell-cell junction assembly; adherens junction organization; multicellular organism development
Cellular component (GO): plasma membrane; catenin complex; adherens junction
Molecular function (GO): calcium ion binding; cadherin binding
Source: RefSeq, a predicted model, not a curated record